AUGGUGACAGUAGGAAUUGUCAUUGCAUUGGCUGCUGCUGAAAAUUGGCCCUUGUUCCAAAUGGAUAUGUAUAAUGCUUUUCUUCAAAGGGAUUUGUUGGAAGAAGUUUUUAUGGAAAUACCUAAAGGUUUGCAGAUUCAAGGGGAGAAACAUAUGGAUACCAAAAGGGUGUUACAUCAGUCUUUCAAGAUUAAAGACUUGGGAGAACUAAAUUUUUUUUUGGGAAUUAAAUUCAGCAGGUCCAAGAAGGGAAUUCGGAUGAAUCAGAGGAAGUAUGCUCUAGAAUUGUUAGCAGAAGCUGGUCUGACAGGAGGCAAAGUGGCUUUAACUCCUUUGGAGUGUAACAUGAAGUUGACUAUAGCUGAGAUGAAUGAUGGUAACGGGGGAAAUGAGUUUGUUGAACUGUUUGAAGAUGUACAGCAAUACCAAAGAAUGAUUGGAAAGCUACUCUACCUGACCAUCACUAGGCCUGAUAUUUCUUAUACAGUGCAGACACUGAAUCAAUUCAUGCAGAGACCUACCGUACAACAUUGGAAUGCAACAUUAAGAGUCCUAAGGUAUAUUAAGACUCAACCAGGGUUGGGAUUAUUAAUGUCAUCAGAAAAGGACAUGAGACUAACAGGUUAUUGUGAUGCUGAUUGGGCUUCAUGUCCACACACUAGAAGAUCUGUGAUAGGUUACAUUCUCAAGCUUGGUGAAUCACUCAUUGCCUGGAAAUCUAAGAAGCAAGCAACAGUUUCCAGAAGCUCAGCUGAGGCUGCAUAUAGAAGUCUAGCAGGCUUGACAGUUGAAGUAGUUUGGGUUACUAAUCUGGUUAAGGAAUUGGAGAUUCAGGUUGAAGGGCCAACAUCUAUAUACUGUGACAGCAAAGUAGCCAUCCAAAUAACAGCAAAUCUGAGUGGACGGCGUUCCACGGUGGUUGUUGUUGGAUUGAAUCCUAUUGGAGAUACUAUCACCCCCGGGGUCGUUCUUUCUAGCUGGGCUGGAAACGUAUCGCUGGCUGGGUCCCAGUACCAGUUACCAGCGGUGAUUAGUUCCAGCCUUCUUUUGCAGCUGUGA
Solanum verrucosum is the source of this 1059-nucleotide messenger RNA. RefSeq lists its product as uncharacterized. The coding region runs from base 1 to 1059 and encodes 352 amino acids. The transcript is spliced from 4 exons. NCBI's taxonomy places the organism in Eukaryota, Viridiplantae, Streptophyta, Magnoliopsida, Solanales, Solanaceae. The record is from RefSeq and is a predicted model, not a curated record.